Messenger RNA from Corapipo altera (White-ruffed manakin), 4054 nucleotides. RefSeq names its product bone morphogenetic protein 2 (gene BMP2). The coding region runs from base 2161 to 3357 and encodes 398 amino acids. Gene Ontology annotation, cellular component: extracellular region. Lineage: Eukaryota; Metazoa; Chordata; Aves; Passeriformes; Pipridae. The record is from RefSeq and is a predicted model, not a curated record. Gene Ontology annotation, molecular function: growth factor activity; BMP receptor binding; cytokine activity. The transcript has 9 exons. Gene Ontology annotation, biological process: SMAD protein signal transduction; BMP signaling pathway; negative regulation of transcription by RNA polymerase II.
GGAGGGAGGGAUUGAGUGGGGUGGGACGGGAUGGGGCUCUAGAGCCCCGGGGAUCCUGCCACCAUCCAACCGGGGCACUGAGGGACCCAUGGUGUGGGAUGGAGGCCCGGGGGAUUUCGCCAUCGUCCCCUCAGGGAGCCGGGGCACUGAGGGAUGGACGGUGUGGGACGGGGUCCUACAACCCAGGAGAUCCCGCCGUCAUCCCCUCAAAGAGCCGGGACACUGAGGGGUGGAUGGCGUGGGCUGGGGCUCUGUAGCCCGGGGAAGUUCAGUGUGUUACAAGAAAAUACACGUUGUUUCUGUUCUUUUCCUGUAGCUCAAGCCUGUCUCGCUUCACUCGCGACAAAGCUGCUGCUUAAACCCCCUUUUGGGUUCUGCGAAAGAUAAAAAGAAACCAGAUGCUCAAAACCUACCCAGAACUGGUAAAGAGGAAAUCAGAGGCUUCUUGGCAAGCAAGAUCCUGAACCCUCGGAGCAAUCCUGAGUGUGGUGGUUUGGCUCGUGCAUCCUUCCAUGAAAGGCUGAUGGAGCUGGGAGCACUGUGAGCUCCCUGCCUUGGACUGCAUCAUCUCCCAGCUGGCCCAUUUAAUGCCUGUCACCCCUCUGCCCUGGGACAACUCUCCAAAGCAGGCUCCCUUCUGUCACUGAGGAGGAUCAGGCCGAAGCACUUGGUGCUGCUGUCCUGCACUUUCCCACCCACCUGCUCACAGGGCUCUCAGGGACUGCUGCUCUUAAUGACUUCUUGGCAUCAGCACUGAAAACAGGGUGGUCCCUCUCUGUUCCCUCACAGCCAGCAAGGGUUCUGGCCCUUGCAGAGCUCCUUUUCUUCCCUGUUUGGAGGCCUUUUCAGGGAUCAGCUCCUCUUCCCAGAGUGUUUCUGCCGGGAGACUCCAUGAGACUCAGUGACUGCUUUCCAUGUACUGAGACAGAGCAGUGCUCACUUCUGCCCUGACACCCUGGGGAUCCCCCAUGGACACCACUGGCUGUUGUGGACUUACUUGGUUCUUUGGAAAGAAGAAAAACACUGACAACUGAAAGGAGAAGGAUCUUGAUGAGACUUUCUUCUUAGGAAGAAAAGCCAGAAAAAACCCUCCACGAGCUGUCCAAAGAAUGCAUUGAAAUGCUCCCUGCGCUUCCCCCAAGUGAUCUUCCCCUCACACAGACACGGGAAAAGUGGAGCUGCGGAACAACGGAGAUAAUGCACUAAAAAAGCCUGUGUGAACUCAACCUCCUGGACUCUCUGCAGUGAAGAUCUUGAUGUUCAGAGGGAGUCAGAAGAGAGAGGACUCCUCAGCAAUCUGGGCUGUGGUGUUUUCCUACAAGAAGCAGUAGGAUCUGUGCUCCUGCUCCGCUCCCAUUCCUUCUCACCUCGCCGCUGACAGUCGCUAUCUCAGCCUGGAGCCUUAUGAAUUUGUAGACUCUGGGAAUGAAACAAGACUCGUUUCUGCCCUGUGUCCUGCUGGAAUUCUUGGACCCUGAAGAACAGCAACGAGGAGACAGCUACCCAAGCUUUCCUUACCUGUGAGCAGGGAUCUGAAGACAGGCACGAUAGCAGAUAAGAUGUGCUGACAGACAGGACGGCCCCGAUGGCAAAUUGCCCAUCAGGUUGUCUCAACCAUUUUGCUGGACCGUCCCUGCGAGGCUCUGCCCGGCUCCUCUCCGCCUCCAGCACUGCUAUUAAGGGAAGGAGGGACUUGAGAAUUCCCGCAGUCUUUGGGAGCGGAGACAAGUCAAACUUCAUCUUGAUGUUGCUGCGGGAAUCUCGGUAAAUGACCAUCUGUCUGAUAAGCGUGAUGCAAAGGACAUUUUUUAAAAGGAGCGUUUUAACUCCGUAGACACGUAGGGACCCAUUCACGGGCAGGCACACGCACACAGGCGAGGAGGAGGACGAAGAAAAAGAAGAAGCAACAACUUUUCGAUCGCUGCUUUUAAAAGGGAGAAGCCUUUUCCCUGGCCGGGACUUGCCUUCUGCCUCCUCAACCAGCUGCUAAAAGUAUGUUUCCGAGGCGGACUGUACUUCAGGGAACUUCUGUUUUCUGCUCGGCAGCUGUAGAGGAGCAGCAGCGAAGUUUGGAGUAACACCAAGUGAUGCGGGAAAAACACCCCGAGAGCAGAACACCCUCCUGCAGACACAACCCCUGCUGCUGCACACAGGUUGAUCAUGGUUGCCGUGACCCGCUCCCUCCUGGCGCUGCUGCUGUGCCAGGCGCUGCUGGGCGGCGCGGCCGGGCUCAUGCCGGAGGUGGGUCGGCGGCGCUUCAUCGAGCCGGGCCGCGCCGCCUCGGCCGCGCAGCGCCCCGAGGACCUGCUCAGCGAGUUCGAGCUGCGCCUGCUCCACAUGUUCGGGCUGAAGCGGCGGCCCAGCCCCGGCAAGGACGUCGUCAUCCCGCCCUACAUGCUGGACCUCUACCGCCUGCACGCGGGGCAGCAGCUGGGGCAGCCGCCGGCGCUCGGCUUCCCGCUGGAGCGGGCGGCGAGCCGCGCCAACACUGUCCGCAGCUUCCACCACGAAGAAGUUUUGGAAGAACUGCCAGAAACGAGUGGGAAAACAUCACGGCGUUUCUUCUUUAAUUUAACUUCCAUCCCUAACGAGGAGUCUAUCACCUCAGCUGAACUCCAGAUUUUUCGGCAACAGGUGCACGGAGCCUUUGAGAACAACAGCAGCUACCAUCACCGUAUUAAUAUUUAUGAAAUUAUAAAGCCAGCCACAGCCACCUCUAAGGACCCUGUCACAAGACUUUUGGACACCAGGUUGGUGCAUCAUAAUGCAAGUAAAUGGGAAAGUUUUGAUGUAACGCCCGCUGUUUUGAGGUGGAUUGCACAUGGACAACCUAAUCAUGGGUUUGUGGUAGAGGUGGUUCACUUGGACAAAGAGAACAGUGCCUCCAAGAGGCACGUUAGGAUUAGCAGGUCUUUACAUCAGGAUGAAGAUAGCUGGUCUCAGCUCAGGCCAUUGUUAGUAACGUUUGGGCAUGAUGGCAAGGGACACCCGCUCCAUAAGAGAGAAAAGCGUCAAGCGAAACACAAACAGCGUAAACGCCACAAAUACAGUUGCAAAAGGCAUCCGUUAUAUGUGGACUUCAAUGAUGUGGGGUGGAAUGACUGGAUUGUGGCCCCGCCGGGGUAUAGUGCCUUUUACUGCCAUGGGGAAUGUCCUUUUCCACUGGCAGACCAUCUAAACUCAACAAACCAUGCCAUUGUUCAGACUUUGGUCAAUUCAGUGAAUUCCAAAAUCCCCAAGGCUUGCUGUGUGCCGACAGAACUGAGUGCUAUUUCCAUGCUCUACCUUGAUGAAAAUGAAAAAGUUGUAUUAAAGAACUACCAAGAUAUGGUCGUGGAGGGUUGUGGGUGCCGCUGAAAACAGAAAAUAAAUUAAAAAAAAUCUAAAAAAAAAAAAAAAAAAAAAAAGAAAUAGCUGACACUUUAAUAUUUCCCAAUGAAGACUUUAUUUAUGUAAUGAAAUGGAAAGAAAAAAAAACACAACUAUUUUGAAAAUAUAUUUAUGUCUACGAAAAAGUUGGGAAAACAAAUAUUUUAAUCAGAGAAAUAUUCCUUUAAAGAUUUUAAAUGUAUUUUAGUUGUACAUUUUAUAUGGGUUUAACCCCAGCACAUGAAGUAUAAUGGUCAGAUUCUUAUUUUGUAUUUAUUUACUAUUAUAACCACUUUUUAGAAGAAUAGCUAAUUUGUAUUUAUAUGUAAUCAAAAAAGAAAAAAAUAUAGGGUUUGUACAUAAUUUUCCAAAAUUGUAGCUGUUUCAAUUGUGUGUAUUUAAGUUGAAAAGAAUACAUGGAAGGUUACUAUGGCAAAGUGCAUAGCACAUUUGCUUUCUGCUGUGCUACUGUUAAGGUCACAAGUUCAAGUCCAGAAAAAAGUGGAUAAUCCACUCUGCUGACUUUCAAGAUUAUAUUGUACAAUUCUCAGGAAUGCUGCAGGGUGGGCUGUCCAAUCCAUGAGAACUGGCAUCCUCUUUAGGUGGAACAUUUGGAUAAGAACCAGACAUUGCUGAUCUAGUAUAAAUACUGCUAUUCCCAACUAAUUUGCGGCGUGAAUAUAAG